AUGGCAGCAACAACAACAAUUAUUCAAAGAAGUCCAAAAAUGAGAAGUUAUUUAACUACUCACAAACUUUCUCAUACUCAUGAGAAACCAUUUCACUGUGAUACUUGUGGAAAAUCAUUCUCUCAAAAAAGUAGCCUUACUUCUCACAAAUCUAUUCAUACGGGAGAGAAAGCAUAUCAGUGUCAUAUCUGUGGUAGAUCAUUCUCUCAAAAAUGUGGCCUUACUUACCACAAAUCCAGUCAUACUGGAGAGAAGCCAUAUCAGUGUGAUAUCUGUGGUAAAUCAUUCUUUCAAAAAUGUCAUGUUACUUAUCAUAAAUACACUCAUACAGGAGAGAAACCAUAUCAGUGUGAUAUCUGUGGUAAAUCAUUCUCCUGUUCAAGCUCUUUAACUUCCCAUAAAUACAUUCACACAGGUGAGAAACCAUAUCACUGUAAUAUCUGUGGUAUGGCAUUCUCUCAAAAAAGCAAUUUAUCUGUGCACAGACGCACUCAUACAGGAGAGAAGCCAUAUGCCUGCGAUUUUUGUGGAAAAUCAUUUUCUUCUCGUGACAAUUUAAACUCUCAUAAAUCCAAUCAUGCUGGAGAGAAAGCAUAUUCUUGUGAUAUCUGUGGUAAAUCAUUCUGUGGAAGAAAAUAUUUAACUGAUCACAAACUGAUUCAUACAUAAUACAAACCAUAUCACUGUGAUAUCUCUGG
Molecule: messenger RNA, 698 nt
Organism: Octopus sinensis (East Asian common octopus)
Lineage: Eukaryota; Metazoa; Mollusca; Cephalopoda; Octopoda; Octopodidae
Product: putative zinc finger protein 702
Exons: 2
Coding region: 1-669 (222 amino acids)
Biological process (GO): regulation of transcription by RNA polymerase II
Molecular function (GO): RNA polymerase II cis-regulatory region sequence-specific DNA binding; DNA-binding transcription factor activity
Source: RefSeq, a predicted model, not a curated record